GCAGACAGACAGGCACCGGGAGAGGGACACAACACUUUUCAGUGGUAGCGACUUAUGGGUUCUCUCCCUUCACUCUCUCUUCCAGGCUCUAGGGAGCAGAGUCAGAACCAAGGAGACGAUGGUCUCAGUGACUAUGGAGAGGAGUGUGAAUAACAAACCCUGUCCAUCCCCAGCCACUUCUGAGUGGAUCCAGUUUUUUAAGGAAGCUGGCAUUCCUCCAGGACCUGCUGUUAAUUACGCCGUGAUGUUUGUGGAUAACAGGAUCCAGAAGAGCAUGCUGCUGGACCUCAACAAGGAGAUCAUGAAUGAGCUGGGCGUGACCGUAGUGGGGGACAUCAUCGCCAUCCUCAAGCAUGCCAAGGUGGUGCACCGCCAGGACAUGUGCAAAGCUGCCACUGAGUCGGUGCUCUGCAGCCCCAGCCCCGUCCCAGGCGAGCUUCGCCGUGGCGCCUCUAGUGCUGCCUCUCGAAUGAUCACCAACAGCCUGAACCGUGACUCCCCACCUGGCACUCCCCCCAGGCGGCCGGACACGAGCACCUCCAAGAUCUCUGUCACUGUGUCCAACAAGAUGGCAGCAAAGAGUGCCAAGGCCUCCGCACCUCUGGAUUGCCGGGAAGAGGAGAGCCUGGCUGUUCCUGCCAAGCGGCGCCGGGUCACUGCGGAGAUGGAGGGAAAAUACAUCAUCAACAUGCCCAAGGGCACCACCCCCCGCACCCGAAAGAUCCUGGAGCAGCAGCAGGUGGCCAGAGGUCUCCACAGGACGUCUGUGUUCGACCGUCUCGGUGCAGAGACCAAGGCAGACACGACAACAGGGAGUAAGCCCACAGGAGUUUUCAGCCGCCUGGGGGCCACUCCAGAGAUGGAUGAAGAUCUGGCUUGGGACAGUGACAACGACAGCAGCAGCUCUGUCUUACAGUAUGCUGGGGUCCUGAAGAAGCUAGGACGGGGCCCAGCCAAGGCCAGUCCCCCAUCAGCAGUGACUGUCAAAGCCAAGGCCACAAGCUCAGCAACUACGUCUUCCACACCAACACUGAGGCGCCUGGCGCUUCCCUCACUCCCUGGGCUUGAGAAGAAGUCAGAGCCCCUGUCCAAAGUCAGCAUCAUCCAGAGACUGGGCAAGGCUGCCCUUGUGUCUGAGGCCCAGGACAGCCAGGUCACAAGCACCAAGAGCCCGACUGUUCGCUGCGUCCUGCCCGACCCUCCUGCGCCUCCGAUCUCCCAGCGGCCCCCUCGUCGACGGUGGCGUCGAGCCUGUAGAGACUGUUAGCCGCCCUCCACUCCUGGGCUGGAGGGCUCCCCAAGCCCUGGGUUGCAGUGGGGCAUCUCCAUUUUCCUGUCCUGAGCAUCUUUUUCUCUGAAAGUCUUGGCUGGUGAUGGGCAAGGGGCUUUGGGAAGGGAGGCUGGUUUGGAGAGAAGAUGACAGCUGUUUUAAUAUAUUUUUGUGACUUCCAAACUGUUUCCCUCCUCUCUUUCAGGGUGAGUCACAGGUCUGUUUUUCAUACCAUCACUGUGGGGGGAAGGGCCAGCCAAGGGUUGGACUCUGCCUUGAAGGUCAAAUUCCUUCACAAAUGUGGUCUCCAAGUCGAGAGGAGUCCUGGUCAUGGUUGCCAUUCACUUAGACCACUCCUUACCCUUCUGUCAUUCUCCCCUUCUCCUGUGGGUUUCCUUGUUUCUGCCACUCUGUGUGCUGGUAGCUUUCCAGACUGUGGGCUGCACUCGAGAGGGAAGAAGUCCUCGUUCAUUUCACUCCUCGCUCUGUGCAGCUUCUCCUCUGUGCGAGGCCUGUCCUUGGAGCUAGGGAACCUAUAGUGAACAGAUGAGCGCCCCUCCUCACUGCCGACCUCUCUAGCAAGGGAGAGGGUGGUCUCUCCCUCCUACCCAUUAUGGUGCUGCCCAUAGAACUGGAGGGAUGGGAGAAAGUGGUCAGGGCCACCUCAGGUGUAGUGUGGGAGGAAACCAGAGGAGGCGACCCCUCUGCUGAACUUGGGAAAGAGAAGAAGCAGCUUUGUGAAGUUCUUGGAGACAAGCUGUUUCAUCCAGAGCUGGCCCUGUGGGGGAGCAAGGAGCACAAAGAAUGCUGGCCAGUGAGUGAGGAGCCUUCCGUCUUCCACAAGGUGGGGGUGGUGGACAGAAAGCAGAUGCCCUGGGAGGGCUUUGGUUCUGGGGCGAGUAAUGUGGACAAGGGCCUGAGAACAUUGAGUUGGGGAGGGUUUGAAGUUGGGAGUGAUCAUCCAAGCUGCCUUUUAUGACAUAGUUCAGGCAGGGAACAGGUGGCUUGGCCCAAGGCCAUGGCUGUGGGGAGCAGAAGAGAGAACAGACAUGGGUGUACUGUGGAGGGGUGGCAGCAGACGGGGCAGUAACAGAACCAUAAGGGAUGACUAGUGCUAAUAUUUGGAGGGAAAAUUUAUGCUGAGGCCAAAAGUAUAGGAAAUUUUAAAUGAGAAGUUUAGAGACUACAGUAACAUCCAUUUUGCUAUUUCUGCGACUAUAACCUUGAGAUAACAAUUAGCUUACAAGGUCUGGGUUGGUCAGGCCCAAGGUGUAAGGUGGGCUUAAAAAUGAGUGUGUGACUCAUUUUUACGCAUUUAUGUAAAACAGAAGAAAAUGAACAACACAUAGACAAGCACACAUGCAUUAGCAGCUUCAUGUAUUUGACCAUUCCUUUCUUGUUCUUGUUUUGUUUUGCUUUGUUUUGUUUUAUUUUGAGUCAUACUCUUGCUACGUAGCCCACCAUUCCCCAGCCUCUGCCUCCAGAGUGCUGGAUUACAGGUGUGCACCACCAUGCUUAAAUGGUUUUAGAAUUACAGAACAACUAAGAAGGUAGUAGAUAGACAGUUACCAUGUACCCUACAUCCCAUCUUCCCUCGGUACGGUAUAUUUGUUACAAUCGAUGAAGCAAUGAUA
This is a messenger RNA of Castor canadensis (American beaver), 2904 nucleotides long. RefSeq names its product chromosome 16 C19orf47 homolog (gene C16H19orf47). The record is from RefSeq and is a predicted model, not a curated record. Lineage: Eukaryota; Metazoa; Chordata; Mammalia; Rodentia; Castoridae. Gene Ontology annotation, cellular component: nucleus.